UCUACAAUGGCGAUAACACGCGCCUCCUUGGCCAUUUGCCUCCUCCUCUCUUUGGCCACUAUAGCCACCGCAGAUUACUACUCCCCCUCAACUCCUCCGGUUUACACCCCACCAACCCACAAGCCUACACUCCCACCUCCGGUUUACACUCCACCAGCUUACAUACCAACCCACCCACCUCCAGUUUACACUCCACCGGUUCACAAGCCAACCCUUCCACCUCCGGUUUACACUACACCGGCUCACAAACCCACCCUUCCACCACCGGUUUACACACCACCCACAUACAAGCCAACCCUCCCACCACCGGUUUACACUCCACCCACAUACAAACCCAAACCCACCCUCCCACCUCCAGUUUACAAGCCUACACUCUCUCCUCCGGUCUACACUAAACCCACUAUCCCUGCUCCAGUCUACACUCCACCAGUUUACAAGCCAACUCUUUCCCCUCCGGUCUACACCAAACCAACUCUUCCACCUCCGGUUUACACUCCACCAACAUACAAACCCACCCUCCCACCUCCAGUUUACACUCCCCCGGUUUACAAGCCAACUCUCUCUCCCCCGGUCUACAAAAAGUCUCCGAGCUAUUCUCCUCCAACUCCUUAUGUCCCAAAACCAACCUACACUCCACCCACCAAACCAUACGUCCCAGAGAUUCUUAAAAUUGUUGAUGGCAUCAUCCUCUGCAAAAACGGUUACGAAACCUACCCAAUCCAAGGAGCAAAGGCCAAGAUUGUGUGCUCCGAGCCAGGAUCAUACGGACAGAGCAAGAAGGAUGUUGUGAUCUACAGCGAUCCAACUGAUUCUAAGGGAUACUUCCAUGUGUCGUUGACCAUCAAGGACCUACUUCACUGUCGUGUCAAACUCUACACAUCUCCGGUCGAGACUUGCAAUAACCCGACCAAUGUCAACAAGGGUCUCACUGGAGUUCCAUUGUCGAUGUAUGGAUACCGUUACCACUCUGACAAGAACUUGAAGAUCUUUAGCGUCGGACCUUUCUACUUCACUGGUCACAAGGCUGCUCCAACCACUCCCAAAUAUUGAUCAUGAUCUCAUCAUUAUAGUGACGAUCUUGCAUGCAUAUUAUAUAUGAGAGGUCACAUUAACCAAUUUAUUGUCUGAAAACUUUUCCCUUCCAAAUGUUAUUUUGUUUCUUUGUACCGAUUCUAUUUGAUUCGUUGCAUUACUAAUGCAAUCUAUCUUUUUGGUUAUGUUUUCUUCAAUUUUAUUUAAUAAAAUUGUAAGAGUAAAAUUGUAAGAGUAACAUAUUCAUAUGAUUAAAGCGACUGCUUAUAUAUAU
Molecule: messenger RNA, 1306 nt
Organism: Brassica napus (rape)
Lineage: Eukaryota; Viridiplantae; Streptophyta; Magnoliopsida; Brassicales; Brassicaceae
Product: proline-rich protein 3-like
Exons: 2
Coding region: 7-1050 (347 amino acids)
Source: RefSeq, a predicted model, not a curated record